AUGGCCCUGCGACCGGCCGCGGCGAUCUACCACCGCUUUUGCUUCGACGACUCUGGCUGGGGCCCUCUCUCGGAUCUCUUCACCUCUGCGAUGCUCGGCGAGGCGUCGGAGCUCGAGCGGCUGGUGGCCGACACGGCAUCACCGCCGCUCGACGCGGCCGACGCACAUGGAUGCACCGCGCUGCACCACGCCGCCCUCAGCUCCAGCGUCGCGGCCGUGCUCGUCCUCCUCGAGGCGGGCGCGGACGCCAGCGCUCGCGAUGCAACCGGCGCGACGCCGCUGCACGUCGCGGCGUACAACGGGCGGCUAGAUGCCUGCAAGCUGCUGGUGCUGCACGGCGCGAGCGUGCACGCGCGGGACGAAGGUGGCCACACGCCCCUCUACGACGCCACCUUUGAGGCGAGCAAUCGCGGCGCCUGCCCUUGCGCCGCCGACAGCUCGGAGCUGCAGCGCGGCCGGACGGCCUCCUUCCUGCGGGCGGUGAUGGCGAUGCCUCCCCACGCGGCGCAGGCUCACGUCGCCCGCUCGUGCGAGAUCGCAAUCUCGGCGCGGCUGCAGGACGCCCUCGUCGACGGCGGCGCCGGCGCCUUUGCUCGGCUGCUGAGGCGGUGCCGCCGCUUCGUCGACGCACGCGACUAUGACGGCUCCACCGCGCUGCACGCCGCAUCAGAGGCUGGCGAUGCGCGAGCGGUCCGCUUGCUUCUCGAGGCGGCGGCAGACGUGGCGGCGACGACCAACUGCGGCGAGACGGCGCUCCACUUUGCGGCGAGGGAGGGGCACAGCCCUGUGGUUGCGGCGCUGCUUGAGGCCGGCGCCGACGCCCUCGCCGCCUCGCGCUCCUCGACCAAUCCCGUCGACGAGGCGAGGCGCCGCUCACAGCGGACAGCGGACAGUGGCGGCGGCGGCGCCGGCGGAGAAUCGGUGCUCUCCCUCCUCGAGGCGCGCCUCGCGGAGCUCCUGCGGGAGCUGCUCUCGCGCCCUCGCUGGGCGGGCCUCCUCCGCGGACCACUCGCGCUGCACCACUGCGCGGAGCACCUCGAGCAGGCGGAUGCGGAGGCAGAGGUGUCGGCGGCACCGCGUCCGCAGUGGGCCGAGGCGCUCGGGGUGACCGCCGACGGGCUAGCGAGGCUCUCGGCGGCGCUGCGUUCGAACGUGGCGAGGCUGAGCGAGGGCCUUGCCGCCGCCGGCGACGGCGACGACGACGACGACGCGCUCUACUCGACCGUGCUGCUGCCGCGCCUGCGACUCGUCAACCACGCCUGCGAUCCAAACACAGAGGUGGUCUGGCUACCGGCGGCCGCCGACGCCGGCGGGUGCGGCAGCGGCUGCUACGAGCUGCGCGCGCGGCGCCGCAUCGAGGGCGGCGAGGAGCUCUCUUUCAGCUACCUCGGCUUGCCCGCCACGGGCAAGCGCCGGCCGACUCGCGCCGAGCGACGCGAGCAGCUGCACGAGCGCUGGGGCUUCUGGUGCGAGUGUGCGCUGUGCGGCAGCGAGGGUGGAGACGCGGUGCGAGUGCAGGCCAGCCCCGCGUCGCGAAAGAGGGUACGGUAG
This is a messenger RNA of Emiliania huxleyi CCMP1516, 1551 nucleotides long. RefSeq lists its product as hypothetical. The coding region runs from base 1 to 1551 and encodes 516 amino acids. Gene Ontology annotation, molecular function: protein binding. The transcript has 3 exons. NCBI's taxonomy places the organism in Eukaryota, Haptophyta, Isochrysidales, Noelaerhabdaceae. The record is from RefSeq and is a predicted model, not a curated record.